AUGCCCAAAAAAGCCUUACAAAAGAUUGAUGACUUUUACCAUCCCAAGCCUCAUCCUUAUAUACUCAUUCACCAACAAGACCGAUACCACAGUAAUUGGCGUUGCGUGAGUCAAUCUGCAACCAUCUACGUAUCUGCUACAAAUCUGUCGCAAUUAAAUCCAGUUACUUCAACUUUUUGCUACAAUUUUUUACAAAAAGCGAGCAGUAAAUGCUUAAUUUGAGAAAUCGCCUGAUUGAGUAGCGUUUUUUCGCUUUCUUACUCCAGCUAAUUUAUACUAUUAUUUAUUUUUGAGCUUUUGCUGUCAGUGUGCGUCUUGGAUUGAAAUGAUAUAUUUAUGUUUCUGAAAAUUUGAACACUAACUACUUGAUUUUAUAAUAUAAAGGUUGAUGUUUGUCCUGAGACAACUAAAUAUUUUUGUAGCUUUUGGUUGUAAAAAGGGCUGGUCAGAAAACGGUAAGAUGUGUGCAGAGCAAAAGUAAGUCAAAGCGUAGGUCACGUAAAAGAGAAGUAAAAGGAGUGUAGGGUUUGAAUAGUGCUAGAAUAACGCUGUAGUUAAAUUACGAAAAAGCACAUCAAUGACAAAGCAAGACCAAAGUAAAGCAUUCGUAGGGUAUAGGGCAUGGCAAGGUUAGAUCAAAGGCAGAAUUAAGGCUGAAGCUAAGGGGUCAAAAAUGAAAGGCUAAGAAGAGAAAAACUGAGGGGCUUGGACGGCUAAGGCUAAGGCUAAAAUUAAGGCUAAGGCUAAGGCUAAGGCUAAGGCUAAAGCUAAGACUAAGGCUAAGGCUAAGGCUAAGGCUAAGGCUAAAGCUAAGGCUAAGGCUAAGGCUAAGGCUAAGGCUAAGGCUAAAGCUAAGGCUAAAGCUAAGACUAAGGCUAAGGCUAAGGCUAAGGCUAACGCUAAGGCUAAAGCUAAGGCUAAAGCUAAGGCUAAGGCUAAGGCUAAGGCUAAGGCUAAGGCUAAGGCUAAGGCUAAGGCUAAGGCUAAGGCUAAGGCUAAAGCUAAGGCUAAAGCUAAGACUAAGGCUAAGGCUAACAAGGGAAUGUUACAAAAUUCCCAUUCGCUUUUUAAAAAUGAACAGCACCAUGUGAAAGAGCGUAAAAAGUUGACUAGAAAUCUAUUUUCAAAAACUGCUAAUUUUGCUUUACAAGCCCGCUAG
Molecule: messenger RNA, 1159 nt
Organism: Bursaphelenchus okinawaensis
Lineage: Eukaryota; Metazoa; Nematoda; Chromadorea; Rhabditida; Aphelenchoididae
Source: the annotation of a GenBank genome assembly